Molecule: messenger RNA, 1815 nt
Organism: Closterium sp. NIES-65
Lineage: Eukaryota; Viridiplantae; Streptophyta; Zygnematophyceae; Desmidiales; Closteriaceae
Source: the annotation of a GenBank genome assembly
AUGGUCGCAGGUUCGAGUCCGGGAAGCGACUCUAUCAUGGGGCACGGCGGGCUGGCUGCGCGCAUGCUGACGGCGACGACGGAGGAGCUCUUUGAAAUCCCCGAGAUUGGCGUCCCGCCGGAAUUCGCGGAGAUGUGGGUCGCGUCGCACUCCGACGACUCCUUUUCCGUCGCGUCGCAGCCAGUGCCGUCGGGCGGCUCCAACGGCUCUCUUGUUUGCCAGUGCGACUCGUGCCGUGUACUAUCGUGGGAAGAAGGCGCCUCGGGAGAGGUGUGUGACCCCACGAAAGGGUUCGGUUGCGCGAUUAACGAAACUGUUGCGGCGCCCGCGGCAGGCGCGGCGGAGGACUCUGCCGCCCCGCGCGGAGUCCCCGCGGGCCUCGCAGCGUUCCUCCUGGAUGCGCCAGUCGAAGCGCUGUUUGACUCCUUCGACGACGCUCCCGCGCCCGCCGCCGCCACCUCCGCCGCAAUGGCUGCCGCUGCGGGAGGCAACCGCACGGCGUUCCCGCCCGGCGAGGGCAGCUGCAGUGGCUGGUUGCCCGUGCCGCUUGCGGCGGAGUCGGCGCCGGCGCUCCUAGCUGCAGAGAUUGCGGCGGCGGAAGCAGCGAGGGCGGGCGGCUGCGGGGACGUUUGUCUGCAGCAGCCGCAGUGGUGCAGAAACGAGGCGGACGCGCGGAGAGAAGGUGCGCAUCAGCCGUACACCAUGCGCGCGUCCCCCGCGCAUUCCGUUCCGCCGCUCCCCCAGCGCAGCGUCUCCGCCAAUCACGGCAGCCCGUGGCGCAACAUGAGGUCGCGCGAGUGGGAUGCGCUCGCGUCGCCCGCCUCUGUGGCGGAAGCAGAGUGGAGGGCGCGCAGAAGGGGAAGCGCGGAGGCGGAGCAGGCGGCUUGGAAUAGCGGGCCGAGGAGCGUGAGUAUGAACAUGGGGUUGCUCAUGGCGCACCGGGGGCUGGCGGAAUAUUACGCGGAACGGUGCGGGGGAGUGUGCGGGGGAGGGUGCGGCGGAGGGUGCGCGGAAGGGUGGCAAGAGAGCUGCAAUGGCGGCGCAGUCCGGGGGGAUGCGGCGGGGAGCGGGAGCGCGGACGAGGGGGAAGCGCUGGCGCAUGUGAGCAGCGCGGGGAGCACGCUGGACGCGCCGUUCUACGCGGGCGGAGGGGAGGGGAGCAGCAGCCAUGGGAGCGGGCGGAGCGGGAGCAGCAUGAGCGAAAGCGUGAGUGGUGGGGAGAGCGAGAAGGAAGGAAUCGCAGGGGAGCAUUCGUACCCCCCCCUUCAGAACGUACAGGCCAGUGCUGCUUCCGCCGCCACUGCUGCUGCAUCCCCUUCCGCGCCUUCCGCGCCUUCCCCCCAGCACGUGACGUCCCCCGCGGAGCUGCAGCUGCGCGCGGAGCUGAUGCGCAUGGAGGCGGACCUGGCGUGGGCGCAGGGCAGCGCGCCCCCCUCCGCCAUGCCCCCCGCCCUGCGUCAGCAGCUGGCGCUCAUGCGCGGCGAGGUGGAGGCGCUGAGGCAGGCGCUGGACAGACAUGCACAGGCGGAGCCGGGCGCGCAGGGGGCGCAGGGCGCGCAGGGGGCGCAGAGCGCGCAGGGGGCGCAGAGCCCGCAGGGGGAGAAGACACGGAGAGCAGGGAUGAUGUGGUGGCGGUGCUCACACGAGGGGGGAGGGGAAGGUGCGGAGGAGGAGGAGGAGGAGGAGGAGGAGGAGGAGGAGGAGGAGGAGGAGGAGGAGGAGGAGGAGGAGGAGGAGGAGGAGGAGGAGGAGGAGGAGGAGGAGGAGGAGGAGGAGGAGGAGGAGGGGGAGGAGGAGAAUGCGGAGAGUGGCUGA